GCUCAGCCCAUUUAGCGUACAGUAUCUGCUGUACUAUCGAGCAGACAACGCGAAAGAAAUGCGAACAGUACAAUUCCUGGCCAGUCUCUGGCUGUUGCUGCACUUGGCAGUUUGUGUCUUGGGUGGCGCUGUGCCAGGCCAGCCAAUCGAGGAUGAUGACGAUGCAAUGCAUCCGCAUCUGGAGCAGAAUGCACGCUCCAGUGCGCGUCGCAUCAAGGGCGAGGAUACCCAGGACUAUUGGCUAUCAGCAAGCAAGGAACAUAUUCUGGAGAAGUUGAACUAUGUGCGGAAUACGAAGCGUGCCAAGAAUAUUAUACUCUUCCUGGGUGACGGCAUGGGUCUGGCCACAUUGGCGGCGGCUAGGAGUUAUAUGGGUGGCGAGGAGAAGAAGCUCUCCUUUGAGAAGUUCCCCUACACUGGCCUCUCCAAGACCUAUUGUGUGGACAAAAUUGUGCCCGAUUCGGCAUCUACCUCGACAUCGUAUCUGUGCGGCGUGAAGGCCAACUACGGCACGAUUGGAGUUAAUGCACACAUCAAGCGUGGCGACUGCGAGGCCAUGGCCGAUACCUCGAAUCAUGUCUUUUCCGUGGGCAAAUGGGCAAUGGAUGCGGGCAAAGCCGCUGGUCUGGUGACCACAACGCGCGUGACCCACGCCUCGCCCUCGGGCGUCUAUGCGCAUACCGCCGAUCGGGAAUGGGAGAACAAUGCAGUGCUGGAGGAGGCGUGUGGAGAUCUGGCAAAGGGUCUGGAUGACAUUGCGGUGCAGCUGAUUCAUGGCGAGGUGGGCAGCAAACUGAAGGUUAUGCUUGGCGGCGGCAGACGCAACUUUAUGGACCUCGAGUUCUACAAGAACGGACGACGCACCGAUGGGCGCAAUCUGGUCGAGGAGUUCGAAGCCAUGUCCGACCGCAACACCUAUGUGAAGAAUCGCAAGAAGUUGCUUAAGGUGAAUCCCGCGGAAACGGAUCGCCUUUUGGGUCUCUUUUCCAAGAGUCACAUGCACUACCAUGAGGAGCAGCUGGCCGAUCCAGAGAAUACGGAGCCCACGCUGGAGGAGAUGACCCAGAAGGCCAUUGAGAUGCUGGAGACAGAGGAAAAUGGAUAUUUCUUGUUUGUGGAGGGCGGAAAAAUUGAUAUCAGCCAUCACGAUACCAUGGCACGCAUCGCUCUGGACGAGACCGCGGAGCUGUCCAAGGCUGUGAAGCUGGCGCGCAAAAUGACCAGCGAGGAGGACACCCUGAUCGUGGUUACCUCCGAUCACUCGCACACCUUCAGCAUGGGCGGCUAUCAGAAGCGCGGCAGCGAUAUCUUUGGCAAGGCCAAGUCCUCCGGCACCGAUGGCAAGCCCUAUCUGGCCCUAAGCUAUGCCAAUGGCAAGAGCUUUGAUACCUACUACAAUGUGGAGACGCACGAGCGUGUUGAUCCCAUGUCAUUGAUGUCGGACGGCGCUGAUGCAGCCCAACUAUUCCCAGCCACCGCGCCCCUGGAGUCGGAGACGCAUGGCGGCGAGGAUGUUGGCGUCUUCGCCUCCGGUCCUUGGGCUCAUAUCUUCACCGGCGUCUACGAGCAGAACACCAUUCCGCAUAUGUUGGCCUUCGCUGCGUGCGUGGGCGAUGGCCAGACAGCCUGCGAUUGAUUGACAGCUUUGAUAGAGACUUAAUUUUAAUUAAAUGUCGUGCUCCUUGGAGGCGAUAGCAAAC
Molecule: messenger RNA, 1700 nt
Organism: Drosophila hydei
Lineage: Eukaryota; Metazoa; Arthropoda; Insecta; Diptera; Drosophilidae
Gene: Alp9
Product: membrane-bound alkaline phosphatase
Exons: 1
Coding region: 59-1636 (525 amino acids)
Biological process (GO): dephosphorylation
Molecular function (GO): alkaline phosphatase activity
Source: RefSeq, a predicted model, not a curated record